This is a messenger RNA of Corylus avellana, 4657 nucleotides long. Its product is annotated as P-loop containing nucleoside triphosphate hydrolases superfamily protein. Gene Ontology annotation, biological process: microtubule-based movement. Lineage: Eukaryota; Viridiplantae; Streptophyta; Magnoliopsida; Fagales; Betulaceae. Gene Ontology annotation, molecular function: ATP binding; microtubule binding; microtubule motor activity. The record is from RefSeq and is a predicted model, not a curated record.
UGAACGAAUGAAUAAAUCCAACGGUCAGGAUCGAUUUGUGAGACUCUCCGAAGCACAGUGAGACUCCCUCUUUUCUCCGAUUUCCAAUUUCCAAUCCCACACAUCCUCCAUUUCUCUCUUUUCCCCGAACACUCCCAGGCUCCCAGCCCUUCCCUUCCACAAUAUCUUGCCCUAAUUUCUCUACUUAUCCACCCUAAAACCCUAGAUUCCACUUCUUACCAGCAAUCUCUUUGAACUCGAAGCUCUCACAAAGCUUUGCACAUAAUGCCGUUCAUAUCGGACACGGCGUCCGCAAUCAAGAGCAGGUUCGGGUUCCAUGACCAUUCCGCACUGGAAUCCGUGCCGUUGGUCCGGAGCUCUCCGGCACUUCUGAAAUCUGCGUCCAAAGAGAACCUCGUGCAGUGUUCGUCGGCGGUUCGGAGUAUCGGCAACUUCGACGACGGUGACAACGGUGUAAACAGUGGCGGUGCGGAACUGUCUAUCCAGAGCUUCGAGGUCUACGAGGACCCCUCGUUCUGGAAGGAUCAAAAUGUGCAGGUUAUCAUUAGAAUCCGUCCGCUUAGUAGUACUGAAAUAUCCCUCCAAGGCUACAGCAAAUGCAUUAGGCAAGAGAGCUUUCAGACUAUUACUUGGACUGGGCAUCCUGAGUCACGCUUCACCUUUGACCUUGUUGCAGAUGAGAAUAUUAGCCAGGAGAAACUAUUCAAAGUAGCUGGAUUGCCCAUGGUGGAGAACUGUAUGGAAGGCUACAACAGUUGCAUGUUCGCAUAUGGCCAGACUGGAAGUGGGAAGACUCACACCAUGCUAGGAGACAUUGAGGGAGGCACUCGAAGACACAGUGUCAAUUGUGGGAUGACACCUAGAGUCUUCGAAAAUUUAUUCUCAAGAAUUCAAAAGGAAAAAGAGACCCGUAGAGAAGAAAAAUUAAGAUUCACUUGUAAAUGCUCAUUCUUGGAAAUAUACAAUGAACAAAUUCUUGAUCUUUUGGACCCAUCAACUAACAACUUGCAGAUAAGAGAAGACACUAAGAAAGGGGUUUAUGUAGAAAAUCUGAAGGAAGUAGAAGUUACAAGUGCUCGGGAUGUUAUUCAACAACUUAUUCAAGGGUCAGCAAACAGAAAGGUAGCUGCUACUAAUAUGAAUCGUGCUAGCAGUCGUUCCCAUAGUGUAUUUACUUGCAUAAUUGAAAGUAAGUGGGAAUCCCAAGGUGUAACUCAUCAUCGAUUUGCUCGGCUUAAUCUUGUUGAUUUAGCUGGUUCUGAAAGGCAGAAGAGUUCUGGUGCUGAGGGUGAACGUCUUAAGGAAGCUACUAAUAUCAACAAAUCCCUUUCAACAUUGGGACUUGUGAUCAUGAACCUAGUCAAUAUGUCCAAUGGGAAGUCGCUCCAUGUUCCUUACCGGGAUUCUAAGCUAACAUUUUUGCUCCAGGAUUCUCUAGGAGGAAAUUCAAAAACAACUAUAAUUGCAAAUAUUACUCCUUCUAGUUGCUGUUCAUUGGAGACACUAAGCACAUUGAAGUUUGCACAACGUGCAAAAUUUAUUAAGAACAAUGCAAUUGUCAAUGAGGAUACGUCUGGAGAUGUCAUUGCCAUGCGGAUGCAAAUUCAACAACUCAAGAAAGAAGUAUCUCGCCUACGAGGGUUAGGCGCUGAAAAUCAGGAGAAUGAUACUCUGCUGGCAAGCUUUUCUGGAUCUCCAGGAUCCUUUAAGUGGGAAGGAUUACAUGGAUUGUCUAGUCCGCUUACUUCUAGUAAAAGGAUGACUCAUAAAAAAGAUUAUGAAGUUGCCCUUGUUGGGGCUUUCAAGAGGGAAAAGGAUAAAGACAUUGCAUUACAGGCUCUGACUGCUGAAACUCAGGCAGCUGUGCAGCUGGCCAAACAAAGAGAGGAUGAGGUACAGGGCCUAAAAAUGAGGCUACGUUUUCGAGAAGCUGCAAUAAAGAGGCUAGAAGCAGUUGCCUCUGGAAAGAUCUUAGCUGAGACACAUUUACUGAAAGAAAAGGAGGAACAUUUGAAGGAAAUUGAGGUCCUUCGAGCACAAGUUGAUAGGAACCAUGAAUUGACCAGAUUUGCUAUGGAAAAUCUCCGGCUAAAGGAAGAAAUUAGAAGGUUAAAGUCAUUUUACGAGGAAGGUGAGCGGGAGAUGAUGAAUGAACAGGUCAUGGUGUUACAAAACAAGUUGCUAGAAGCACUUGACUGGAAACUUAUGAAUGAAUCAGAUCCUUCAACUGUUCAGAAAGAAAAUUCUGAUGUUGUGACGGGAGAAGUUCAGUGCGAUGAUAAUCUACUGAUUUCCAAUAAGGAGCCAGGAUCACCUUGGAAGUCUGCAAUUAAUGAGGAGAACGAAUUCCUCCGCAUGCAGGCUAUUCAAAACCAAGCUGAAAUAAACACACUAUGCAAGAAACUAGAAUUGUGCAUUGAAGAGAAAGAAGAAUUGGAAAGGCAUGUCAACGAUUUGUUAGCAAAACUCGAAGAAGAGAGAACCACAAAAGAAGGAAUACGGCAAGUUCAGUUUCCUUCUUUGUCAACUGAUGUUCCCAUUAUCAAUUUGAAUGACCAAAUGGAGCUGAAAACAUUGGUUGAUGCUAUUGCUGCUGCAAGUCAAAGAGAAGCAGAGGCUCAUGAGACAGCAAUUAUGUUAUCUAAAGAGAAUGAUGAACUGCGGAUGAAACUUAAGGUCUUGAUUGAGGAUAAUAAUAAACUCAUUGAAUUGUAUGAAAGGGCUGCUGCAGAAAGUAUCUGCGAAAGUACAAAUAAAGCUGAGAGGGCUGAAGAAGGUAGCACAGAAGUUCAGAAUAGGGAUAGUUUCAGUGAACUUGCCAAAGAAAAAGAGAUUGAGAUGAAAAGAGUGGUUGAGAACCUCGAGCAUCAGCUUAUGGAAAUUAAUGAAGAAAAUGAAAAAUUAAUGGGUUUGUAUGAAAGAGCCAUGCAGGAGAGGGAUGAACUCAAAAGAAUGAUGUCUUCUUGUGGACAGAGAAGAUUUGAAACCAGAUUAGAAAUUGAUUUCCCAGAAAAGCUUGUUGAAGUUGACAACGCAGAUCAUACCGAGUCAGUUGAACCUACUAUGUCUUUGGAGGUUAGAGAUUUAACUGCGGAGACUGCUCUCUCAGGUUUAAAGCUGCACGAAAGAAGUCAUGCAUUUGAGAAACCUACAAUAUCUGGAGUUGAAAAUGCGUUUUCUGGAUUAAAUGUGCAAGUUGGGUCCAGCCCAUGUCUUGGGAAUUCUGAAAUGAUGAUUAAAAAUCAAACUGAUUCUCAAGGAAAUGCAUAUCUCGAGGAAAAUGGCAUGCCUGGCCUGCAUCCUUUAGAUUGUCAAGCAGAUUUUUCAAAUCAGACCGAUGUUGGGAUCCUUUUUGACAUGGAAACAGACCCAUCAAACCUAAAUGAAGUAAAGCUCUCAGAAGAUCUGAAUUUGGUCAGAAUGAAGCUGUCAAGGGCAGAUGCACAGCUUUUAGAAUCUGCUAAAAGUAUUACUAAAUUUGGUUCACUUGAGAAAGCAAUCAUUGAGGUUGAUAAGCUCUCAAGAAAAAUUGAAGAAGCGGAAAAUGAGCUUAAGUACAAGAGGCAACAUUAUGAAUCCCUUAAACUUGCUACUUCAGAUGUGAAAGAAAGAAGAGCCCUUAUUGACAAGAAGUUAUCAGCUCUCAAAUACUCUUUGUUGAACUUCUCUUCAUCUGUUGUUUAUUUUGAACAACGAGAAGCUCGGGCAAGAUCAAGGGUAAUUGCUUCGACGUCUUACCUGGACCAAAAGAAAGAUGAAUUUGCCUGUCUUCAAACCCAGAAGGAUGAAAUAGAGACUGCACAGAGGAAGAUUCAACAGUCUGAAGUUGAGUUGAGGAACAACCUUGCGCACUUGAAAUCAAAACUGGAGGAGGAAAACCGGAAACAAGAGAAUGAAAAGGUUCUCUUUACCAUAGAUAAUGUUGAGAAAAUAGAUCCCUCACAGAAGCUAUGGCAUUCGGGUGGUAAAGCUACUGAAUUACUCAGGGCCGAGGAAGAGAAAACCAAGUUGCAAACUGAGAUGAAGCUGUCUCGGGAAAAACUUGGGGCCAUAAGAAGGGAAUCUGAAGAUUUGAACAGGAAGUAUGGGAAGCUAGGCACUGAGAUGCAAGCAGUUCAAGCAGAGAUACAGAAAGGUUUGAGGUCUGUGGAAGAGAUGGAACUCGCAGUUCAGGGUGUAAUCCAAGAGAAGAAGAUACUAUUGGAGAUUAGGGACACUGGAAAGACUGAAAUUGAAAGUAUGAUUAUUGAAUACCAGCAGCAUGUGUUUGAAGCAGAUUCGAAGGAGUUUGAAAUGAACAUUGAGGAGGAAGAAUUGCAGACAGAGUUGAGAACAAUAGAAGAAUUACGAACAGCCAGGUCUACAGCCACCAAGGAGAUGACCAGAUUAUUGGAAGGUACAAGGUGUCAUUCGUCGUGCUUAUCAGAAAUGAUGGAAGACGAGCUGCAAAGUAUCCGGGCAUCCGUUCUGGAGGCAAAGUCAUUGCUAGGGGAAGGCAAAUCAGGUGACAGUUAAAGUCUUUUGUUUAACUGUCAUUACGUUGAACUGAAUGAAUUCCACAGAAGCUAAAACUGUGAUUAGUGCACUUGUAAUUGACUCUCACUUUUAUUACUGUUCUUUUGAUUCUUUAAUGAAGCAGUGUUCAGUGUUUCUCCUC